Abrus precatorius (Indian licorice) is the source of this 2493-nucleotide messenger RNA. RefSeq names its product (E,E)-geranyllinalool synthase-like. The transcript has 12 exons. The coding region runs from base 1 to 2493 and encodes 830 amino acids. Gene Ontology annotation, biological process: diterpenoid biosynthetic process. NCBI's taxonomy places the organism in Eukaryota, Viridiplantae, Streptophyta, Magnoliopsida, Fabales, Fabaceae. The record is from RefSeq and is a predicted model, not a curated record. Gene Ontology annotation, molecular function: terpene synthase activity; magnesium ion binding.
AUGGAAAUUCCUUUAUCCUCUUUUCAGAGUAGAGUUCAAAAGAUUAAGAGAAAGAUAUUCUCCUCUGACAUUGAUCUCUACUCAUUUGUAUGUCCUUCUGCCUAUGACACUGCAUGGUUAGCUAUAAUACCCGAUUCAAGAAACCCUUCCCACCCUAUGUUCAAGAAUUACUUGGACUGGUUGCUUAACAACCAGAAACCGGAAGGGUUUUGGGGAGAGUGUGACACCUUUGGCCAACCCACGAUUGAAUCCCUUCCUGCAACUCUUGCUUCCAUGGUUGCACUCAAAAAGUGGAACACUGGCAAGCUACUAGUAGAGAAAGGACGGUCAUUUAUUCGUGGAAACGCCGAUAAACUGCUCAAUGAAGUCAAAGACGAUUACCCUCGUUGGUUCUUCAUUGUUCUUCCGGCCAUGGUUGAACUUGCCGACACAAUGGGUUUAGAUGUUGACUUCCCCGAAGCAUCAAGGGAUAAAAUGUUAUACAUCUUUAGCUGUCGGAGAAAAUUUCUCAACAACAACGGGCAUGGAGUUGAAGGAGGUAUACGUUGUUACCCUCCGUUACUGGCAAACCUUGAAGCUUUGCCUCCAUCAUAUGUGAGUGAAGAAGAUAUAGGUAGAAAUUUGAGCAGCGAUGGGUCAUUGUUCCAAUCCCCUUCCGCCACGGCAAAAGCAUUCAUGGCGUUUGGAAAGAAAGAAUGCCUCACGUAUCUUCAGUCCUUAGCACAAAGAUGCCCAAACGGAGUUCCACAGGAAUAUCCCGUGGACGAGGAACUUAUAAAGCUCUGCAUGGUCAACCACUUGCAGAGGUUGGGGUUGGGCGAGUACUUCAAAAGGGAAAUUGACAUACUUCUGACACAACUUUAUAGGAAUUAUAAUAUGGAGCAAAAUUCACGGGUAAAAAAAGAACCCAAUUUGAGUGCCGCGCAGCUUCACAAAAAUUCUCUUGCAUUUCAUCUCCUGCGGACUCAUGGACACAAAGUAUCACCAUUAAGCUUUUGUUGGUUUCUACGUCACGAUGAAAUUCGAGCUCAAGUUGAGAAAGAUUAUGAGCACUUCUCAAGUGCAUUGCUUCACGUCUUUAGAGCCUCAAAUCUUAUGUUCUGUGGAGAACAUGAACUUGAAGAAGCUAAAACCUUUUCAAAAAGACUAAUUGAGAAAAUCAUUUACACAGAAAAUGGACACCGACCACAGAUGGAGCAUGAGUUGAAUCUUCCAUGGUUUGUUCGCCUGGAUCAUUUAGAUCACAGAACGUGGAUAGAAGAUAAAGACGCCAAUGCUCUAUGGAAAGGAAAGGCAUCAUAUAAUAGGAUAUCAUAUCACUAUAACGAUGAAUUGCUACAUCUUGCCACACAAAACUUUGAGUUCAAGCAAUCAUUAUACAAAAAUGAGCUGAAGGAACUGAAGAGGUGGGCUGAAGAUUGCGGGAUUAGUAAUAUGGGAUUUGGCAGAGAAAAAACUACUUAUUGUUACUUUGCUGUUGCUGCUGCAACUAGCUCAUGGCUCCCCCAUGAUUCUUACGUACGAAUGCUUGUGACUAAGAGUGCAGUUAUAAUCACAGUGGCAGAUGAUUUCUUUGAUAUGAUGGGGUCUAUCAGUGAAUUGGAAAUUCUCUCGGAUGCAGUUGGAAGAUGGGAUUCCAGGGGACUAAGUGGCCACAGCAAAGUUAUAUUUGAUGCCCUUGACAAUCUUGUGAGUGAAGUUACUAGUAAAUAUCUCCAACAAGAAGAAACAACAGAUAUAUCACACAACUUGAAAGAUCUAUGGCAUGAAACUUUCCUUUCGUGGCUCAUAGAAGCACAGUGGAGCAGAAAUAGACACACACCAUCCAUUGAUUGUUACCUGAAGACCGGCAUGAUCUCCAUUGCCACACAUAACAUAGUGCUUCCGGCAUCAUGUUUUCUAAAACCAAGCUUACCAACUAAGAAACUCAGGCCAAUCCAAUAUGAUCCCAUCACAGAAUUGCUUAUGGUCACUUCUCGCCUUUUAAAUGAUGUAGAGAGCUACAAGAAGGAAAAGGAAGAUGGAAAAUUUAAUUCUGUUUUGGUGAACUUGAUAGAGAACCCGGAACAUGAUAUUGAAGAUUCAAUUGCUUUUGUGAGAGAGAUAAUUGAGAAAAAGAGGAAAGAGUUCCUUGAACAUGUUCUGAUUGAUGGACUAUGUGAUUUGCCUAAGCCUUGCAAGCAACUUCAUCUAUCAUGCUUGAAAGUUUUUAACAUGUUUUUCAACUCUCGAAACAUAUAUGACUCCAAUACAGAGUUGGUGGAGGAUAUAAACAAAGCAAUAUAUCUUCCUUUGAGCAAAACUAAGAAGCGUCCUUCACUUCAUCCACCCCCAAAGAAGAGUGAUACGACAGCAAAAUUCCAGUUUGGUUUGUCGUUCAAACAACAUAAUAGCAGGAUGAGUUUCACAGCACAUCAAGUUGCUACUUCUACCUUAAGAAAUGGAUUUUGCAUGACAUUUAUUGCACCUAAGAUUGGGCUUGGCUUCAUUUAA